This is a messenger RNA of Cornus florida, 1392 nucleotides long. Its product is annotated as cuscuta receptor 1-like. NCBI's taxonomy places the organism in Eukaryota, Viridiplantae, Streptophyta, Magnoliopsida, Cornales, Cornaceae. Gene Ontology annotation, molecular function: protein binding. Bases 1 to 1392 code for a protein of 463 amino acids. The record is from RefSeq and is a predicted model, not a curated record. The transcript has a single exon.
AUGUUGCCAAGAAAAAGUAACCUGACGAGGUUGAAUUAUUUAUACCUGGACAACAAUAACUUCACAAAGAUCUCAAGUAGCUUAUCUAUCUCUUCGGAAUUGGAAAGAUUGAAUAUUAGUACAAAUCAUUUGUCAGAGAAGCUACCUGGGUGGAUGGGAAGUAUGUCAUAUCUGAGGCAUAUUGAUAUGUCUGGAAAUCAUCUCGAAGGUCCCAUUCCAACUGAAUUUUGUCAACUAUUUAAUCUCCAUAUUUGUGACCUGUCUGAGAACAACAUUACUGGGACUAUACCUUCUUGCUUCAACCCGGAAGACACAGUGCGUGUUCAUCUGUCUAAAAAUAGGCUCCAAGGACCAUUGCCCCAUGCAUUUUACAACAGCAGCUCAUUAAGUAUCUUAGAUCUUUCAUACAACAACUUCACUAGUCACAUUCUGAACAGGAUUGGAACCCUUUCUAGUUUGAGAAUUCUUCUCUUGGAAAGUAAUCGCUUUGAGGGCGAGAUCCCCACCAAUUUUUGCGGCUUGACUAAGCUGAGCUUGAUUGAUCUUUCUUAUAACUUUUCUGGCUCUAUUCCUCCUUGUCUAAGUCGCAUCAGUGUUCACGGACCAACUCGGGUACCUAGUUUUAUAAUAAUUCCCUAUUUACAGUUCACGUUAUUCUUAGUUGACUUGAAGCAGAUGUCAAAAGGCAGACAAAACAUAUACAAUGAUUCAAAAUUUAUUUUUAUUAUAAAGGCACACGUAGAGUUCACAAUCAAAAGAAUUGCCCGCUCUUACAAGGGAAUCAAUCUAGAACUCUUCUCAGCAAUUGAUCUCUCCUGCAACAAAUUGACUGGCCACAUACCACAUGAAUUUGGAAACCAAGGCCAAAUCAAGUCGCUUAACCUGUCUCACAAUGGCCUGAGCGGGACGAUCCCAACAACUUUUUCAAAUCUGAAUAACAUAGAGAGCUUAGACCUCUCCUUCAACAACUUGAGUGGAGAAAUUCCUUCACUGCUUACUGAGCUACACUUUCUGGCCGAGUUCAAUGUGUCGUACAAUAACUUAUCUGGCAGCAUACCACGGAGUCAAAGUAUUGUCCAAUUCGAUACAUUUGAUAAUAGUAGCUACAUCGGGAAUCCACAUCUUUGUGGACCACCACUUUCAAGAACUUCUACUGCAGCCAUUGAGCCGCGGAGAAUCAUCAUGAAUUGCAGUGAAGUCGAUGGUGGCUUCAUGGACAUGGAAUCUUUCUACGUGAGCUUUUCGGUGUCCUAUAUAAUUAUGUUAUUAGGGAUUGCAGCUGUUUUUUACAUCAACCCCUACUGGAGACGGGCAUGGAUUCAUCUAGUUGAGGUGUGCUACUACUUUGUUGUGGACAAUUUUCGAAAGGUAUUUUGUCAAGGAUAUAAUUAG